Messenger RNA from Mucor velutinosus, 1275 nucleotides. RefSeq lists its product as uncharacterized. The record is from RefSeq and is a predicted model, not a curated record. The transcript is spliced from 3 exons. The coding region runs from base 1 to 1275 and encodes 424 amino acids. Lineage: Eukaryota; Fungi; Mucoromycota; Mucoromycetes; Mucorales; Mucoraceae. Gene Ontology annotation, biological process: regulatory ncRNA-mediated gene silencing. Gene Ontology annotation, cellular component: ARC complex.
AUGGAUCAAUCAGAGAGAGAAGAAUUCGUCUUAAACCUCUUGAACGAGGCCCACAUUGACGACGAUGUGCCUCACAUGUCCAACAGCACCGAGGACGGUCAACAAGUGGAUGAAGAGAUCCCUACCAUCAAUGAACUAUCAACACCCGUCAGCUUGAAGCAAGCCAACAAGGCUGAAGAAAAUGGAGAAAAGAAGAAGAAGAAGAAAAAGAAGGGAAAGACUGCCAACUUGCCUGAAGCCGGUUCUGAACUGCCUGACGACUACGUGGAAAAGAAGCCAGAGGAUCCCAUUGAAAAUCCAUUUAGCCCAGACAAACCUCUUUCGCAACGUGUGGAAUACGCCAUUUGGAAAUACCGUUCAAACCACAAAUUCACUGAAUCAAGAAGAGCCAUCUUUGACAACUAUCUCAGAUUUGGUGGUAUUAUUACUGGCCCCAACAUGUUCUUGGGCCGUGCUACAAGUGCAGAUACCCCGAAUGAUCCAGACGCUGCUGUUGAUUUCGAGGCUGCCAAGGUCGCUAUUGACUUUGUGCCUGAUGAAUUGGAAGAAGGUGUCGAGGUGAACUUUGCCGAGGUGGCUCAAGUGUACUUUGGAAACACAUUUAUCCGUGAGAGUAUGUUUAUUGGCACUCAAGACUUUGCCGAUGCUCCUGCACUCAUUGACGCAUUCUUGAGAUAUUUGGAGAUUAGACAUGUCGCACCUGAAUACGCCGAGGACAUUGCAAAGGCUCGUUCCAUCUGUGCAGAGGCCAAGAUCCAGUUACCCAAGUGUAAACGUGCCAUCACAUUGCUCCCAGGGCAAUACAAUCAAGCUUGCGCUACUCUAUUUCAAGAAAAGAUGGAUACCUCAUGGAUGACUGCAGAGACACUGACAGUCCAGAAGCAAUUCUUGUCAUUUGUAGUGGAUACAGUGGGCUCCACUGAUGAGGACUCCAAGAAGAUUGUGCAAAAACUGAUCAAGAACCCUGAUGAUGUUCAAUUGCUGGAGACAGAGACUUUUGUGUUUGUUGAAAUUGCAGAGAUCUCCCCCUUUGAAAAGAGCGCAGAUAACGAGGAACUAGUGCAAGUGAUACUGCAAAACAAGGACGAGCAUCAGACAACCUAUAAGAUUCAUUUGGAAAAAGAAAUUGUCGAGUCGUUGAUGGUGGGUAUGGUGUUCAGAGCUGAUCUUUGUAAAUUGAGCAAUGGUAGUUGGUAUUUGGCAAAAGCACAGAGACUGAUGCCUACCUUUUAUAUGGAAGAUACUUGUAUGACAGAAGAGGAUUAUGAUUUUUAA